Pneumocystis jirovecii RU7 is the source of this 510-nucleotide messenger RNA. RefSeq lists its product as uncharacterized. Bases 1 to 510 code for a protein of 169 amino acids. The record is from RefSeq and is a predicted model, not a curated record. NCBI's taxonomy places the organism in Eukaryota, Fungi, Ascomycota, Pneumocystomycetes, Pneumocystales, Pneumocystaceae. Gene Ontology annotation, biological process: ribosomal large subunit biogenesis; ribosome biogenesis; endonucleolytic cleavage in ITS1 to separate SSU-rRNA from 5.8S rRNA and LSU-rRNA from tricistronic rRNA transcript (SSU-rRNA, 5.8S rRNA, LSU-rRNA). Gene Ontology annotation, cellular component: preribosome, large subunit precursor; nucleus; nucleolus. The transcript has 3 exons. Gene Ontology annotation, molecular function: protein binding.
AUGGAACUUAGUUCUACUAUAAAUAAAAAAUCUAUUCCUUUAAAACUUGACCUUGGAAAUUUAUGUGCUUUUAACUUUAAUCCUCUUGAUAUAUGUUCUUUAGAAAAUAAUAAAGAAGAAUACAUUAUGUCACUUUCAAAAACUAACAUAGAAAUUCUUGUAAACAAAAUUUUUUCAUUAUCAAAAAUUACUACACUCGAUGGAUUUUUUAUUGAAUUACCUGAACCAAUCACAACAUUACCUAGAGAAAAAUCAAUACAAAAAUCAAAACCUGAAACGAAAUGGAAAAAAUUUGCUAGAAUUAAAAGAAUUAAACCUAAAAAUAAAAUAGAUGGAAAAUUAAUAUACGAUGAAAAUGAAAAAAAAUGGGUACCCAAAUGGGGUUAUAAAGGGAAAAACAAAAAUACAGAGAAUCAAUGGCUUAUUGAAAUUAAUAGUCACGAGGAUUUAAAUACGAAAAACUUGGUAAAAUCAAUAAAAAAAAAGCAUGAACAAAAAAAAAAGCCAUAA